GAUAUUUUGGUUAGCAAUACAUUUUCUCUCUCUUCUCUCUCGAGAGAAACAAUGUCCAAAGCAGACAUACUGCUAAAAGCAGAAGAAUUGGUGAAAUUCAGCAUGAAAGGAAACGAUGCAUCCCACGACGCCGCACACGCGUUUAGAGUGAGAGACCUCGCUCUCUUUCUUGCCCGUGAAGAGGGUUUCUCCGCUUCUCCCCAUUCCAUGCUUAUCGUGGAAUUAGCUGCACUUCUUCAUGAUAUAGCGGACUAUAAGUAUAUAAGGGAUCCAUCGGAAGAAAAAACUGUUGAGAAGUUUCUUGUAGAUGAAGGAGUAGAUGAAAAUACGAAGACAAGUGUAUUGAGCAUAAUAAAGGGAAUGGGCUUCAAGGAGGAGAUUGGUGGGCUUAGAGAGAGUAGCCAAUGCCCAGAAUUUGGAGUGGUACAAGAUGCUGAUCGACUCGAUGCAAUUGGUGCAAUAGGUAUUGCUCGUUGCUUUACGUUUGGGGGAAGCAGGAACAUUGCGCUCCAUGAUCCCCAAAUAAAGCCUCGAUCUGAUCUGUCCAAGGAAAAGUACAUGAACAAAGAUGAGCAGACAUCAGUGAACCAUUUUCAUGAGAAGCUUCUCAAAUUGAAGAAGCUGAUGAAAACUAAGGCUGGUGAGAGAAGGGCAGAAAGAAGGCACAAGUUCAUGGAGGAGUUUGUGGAAGAGUUUUACCAAGAAUGGGAUGGGAGAGCUUAACCACCAUGCAUGCAUGGGGUAGGUACACUUCCUUUCUCUCCAUAUUUUGCUCUCCAAUUUCAAAAUACACCAAACUCACUACAUGUUAAUGUUAUGCAACAAAAGUUAUUAUGUUGGUUUUAUCAAUACGUGCACGGGACGAGCAGGGUUUUCUCUAGCUAGUGUUUUUUCUUCUGAAUUUUCGCCUUGGGAGAUUUUAAUAAGGCUUGGCCCGUGAGUGAUCGAGUUGUGAUCUCCUAGAUUUCUAUAAGGAUUUUAUUGCUAUUUUUAUUCUCUUUUAUUAUAUGAGACCAUGUUCCUGAA
Messenger RNA from Salvia miltiorrhiza (redroot sage), 1026 nucleotides. RefSeq lists its product as uncharacterized. NCBI's taxonomy places the organism in Eukaryota, Viridiplantae, Streptophyta, Magnoliopsida, Lamiales, Lamiaceae. The record is from RefSeq and is a predicted model, not a curated record. Bases 52 to 723 code for a protein of 223 amino acids. The transcript has 7 exons.